UCUCUCUCUCUCUCUCUCUUUCACGUGCAUUCAAACACACACCCACCUUGGCCUUUGCCAAGCCAUCAGUGAAGAGCGCUUUAUCAUUGGAACACGUUGUCGGGGCCCGCUUGUCCACCAACGGGGAAGUCGUGUCUCAGCCGCCGACACUUUGACCGAGGGGGUCGAAAGUUGACCUGCCACGUGCAUGGCGCAGUCGCCCACACCACCUCCCCGGUCGGUGAUGCUCUGACUCACCGCACGAUCGGGUCGUUAAGAGAGAGAGAGAGAGAGAGAAGAAGGCUUCCCUACUGACCUUCGAUCGGCGGAGCAUCGUUGGACGAACAGGAGGUGAUGGCGCCGAGCGGCGGCGGGGGACUCAUUGACCAGAAGCAAUUCGAGCGGCAGAUGGGUUGCAUGGCCGGCUUCCUCCACCUCUUGGACAGCCACCAGAUCCUCCCGCGGAAGCGCUUCCCUCCAUCCCGGGCCGCCGGAUCCACCUUGCCGUUGGAGAGAUCGGAUGCUUCCAAGGAGAAGGAGAGGCAGCGCCGGUCCCCGAGCGUCGUCGCACGGCUAAUGGGGCUCGACGCACUUCCGGACGUCGCUGCCGCCGGCCGCGCGGAGCUACUCCGGUCCGUCUCUGAGUCUCGUGUUGUUAGUGAUCCAGCGGACUGCCCGUUCCUCGACGGGGGCUCGUUCCCGAAAUCCAAAUCGCAGGCGAGGAGGCCCCUCCUUCCUGCGCUCCAGAGGAAGAGCUUCUUCGACACGGCGGGCGUCUUCACGGAGCCGAAGAGGUGGGAAUCGCUCCCUGUUGAAUCCGGGAAGCGGCGCCUGAUGCGAGGGAUGGACGAGGCGGCGAGGAAUUUGAAGACGCUGAAGCAGAUCCUGGAGGCGUUCCAGCUGCAGGGGGUCCUGCACUCCAAACCGUCGGAUCACCAGAUCAACGACCGCAGCGACCACCUACACGACGACCGCUACAGGUGCUCCCACAACUCGAGGAACGUCGUCAUCGAACCCGCUUCCACUCCGCCCCAGAGGCCGCCGAGCGGACCCCGCCCGCCGCUACCACCCGGGCCCGGUGUCACUCGCCGGAACCCCAAAGUGGAGUCAGCAACUCGUCCCGUCCGGUGCUAUCGGAGGGCCGAUCGGACUCCUACAGGAAGCCAUGAACCGGAGAACUGGGCUACGAGCUCGACGGCGAAGCAGAGGUCCUCAAUUGCGUUGGCGUCCGGUAAGAGUUCGUCACCUCGAAGGCGGAUCUCGGCCGUGAAUCCAACGAAAAUCACUCCGAAUCAAAUUGGGCAAAGUCCAGUUAUCGGGCGACUGCUGCCAAAUCAGCGGCCAAAGCAAGAGGUCAUCUUCAAGCGGAAAACACGCUCACUGGCGGAGGACGAUACCUCCGGCACCACCCACUCUCCGUUGCCCGUCGAUAGAUCGCCGGAGGACUGCAGGGCGGGGUGGCAGCUGUUGGAGCGGUGCGACCGGUUGCUGCAAAGCAUCACAGCUUUCACUGUGACGGAGCAGGUUGCGGCCACGGCAGAGCAGCAGCCGUGUCCUGUCUCGGUCAUCAAUUCUCCCCUCCUUGGCGAGGAGAGCUCCCCGUGCUCUCCGGUCUCCAAGCGCUCCGACAACUCCCAAGGAGAUCAAUUGACCGAGCGCGAAGACGACGCCAUUGCAUCGUACAGCGGACGCGGUCGGGAGGCGCCGGAGGAGGAGGUCGACGAUGCCGACUACGUGUACGUGGCGGAGAUUCUCCGCGCCACGGGAAGCCACGCCGACACGACCGAUGCGUACGACUUGCUCGAGAAGCGCAGCAGCGGAUCGCCCGAAUGCUCGAAGGACACGCGGCUCCGCCGCCUCCUCGUGUUCGACGCCGUGGCAGAGAUCCUCGACCGGAAACGCUGCCUGUCGCCCCCUCCCUGGGAGUCAUUCGUGCUUCCAGGAUCUCUCUCCACGGUCGCUCCCGGCGGCGCCGCCCAUCUACUGCCGGAGGUGUGGGCUGAGCUACGACGGGCGGGGCGGCAGGCAAUGGCCGGCGACCUCAGCAGCGUCACGUGCUGGGCCGUGCGCAGGGACCUAUUCGUGGAAACCCUAGACGUCUGGGCCCGGCCCGCCGCCGAGGUGGCCGACGCCGUCUUCCAAAUCGAACGCCAGAUAUUUAAGGACCUCGUCUCCGCCACAAUUAGCGACCUCGCCAACGCUAUGCCCCGCGCCAUUCGUUCCCGCAGCAAGCGGCUCUUCUAAAUCAGCGUGCUUGCAUCGCAAUCGAACGGAUCAUACCCCGAUCAUGAUCCUCGUCCCAUUUUGGCGGCCGUGAUUUCUCCGUAAACGGUUCAGGAACUGCAGCUGUCCGAGCUUUGACUUUUGUUUCCCUGACAAAGUAUUAACAUACAUACACCAAACCGUUUUGACCCAAAACAAAGCCCAUGGGCCUCAGACAUUGAGGACUUGGCGGCGCCCACACGAUCGUGCCGCGCCGGCGCCGACAUGAAGGCGCUUAGCUUUCUACGUCGAGGCCAUGCAUACUAACGUAACAAGAACACCUCCAUCUACUAACACUGAUCGGUUCGGACCCAAAAUGAUACCCCCUUGAUGAAGUUUCUGGGCCCAUGCCGUUGUGCCGCUCUGGCACCGACGUGGAUUUGCUUCUGUCUACGUCUCCUCUGUAUUAACGAAUCUGGAUGAUGAAGGAAAGCUUUGGAAAAGCCAAGAUUUCCCAGGUUGUUUCGCGUCUCUCGCGCCCUCUCGAUUCUUGAUCGCGGAAGGAUCAGAGUACCCUCGGGUCAUGUCUCUCGAUUCCUCCUCCGAUUCGCCAUCGCCAGGUUGGAUCCUGUUGCCCUCUUCGUUCGGACAAGCCUGGUAUUUUCUUUCCUUUGUUUGAUCUGUUAGUUCAUCCCCUGAUCUCGAUCCCAUGGAUUAGGGUUUCAAAAUUUUCUUUUAUUGGACUUAACUAUUUAA
This is a messenger RNA of Musa acuminata subsp. malaccensis (wild Malaysian banana), 2937 nucleotides long. RefSeq lists its product as uncharacterized. The record is from RefSeq and is a predicted model, not a curated record. NCBI's taxonomy places the organism in Eukaryota, Viridiplantae, Streptophyta, Magnoliopsida, Zingiberales, Musaceae. Gene Ontology annotation, biological process: regulation of monopolar cell growth.